AUUAUAUGUUUUAUAUAUAUUGGCUGUUUUGUGUGUAACGUUUAGCAUUUAUUUGUUUGUUACUAAAAUAAAACGUUUAAAAAUACUUUCCUUUAUGCUCUUUCGCCAUCUACCGGCCGGAUGGGACGAUUGGAGACACGUGACAAUGUACGUCACUCAAUAACACGGAAGUAGGCGCGAAACAAUAGAAACGAGGCAUCGUGUGAAUAAAUCUAUGAGUAAUUCUUCGUUUUAUGUUCUCGUACUUCAAUGGAGGGUUAUUCAGUGUGCAGCGUCAUCGGCGAGGGCUCUUUCGGUCGAGCUGUGUUAGUCCAGUGUAAAAACACUCAGGAGAAGUACGUUGUCAAGGAAAUACAGCUGCCAAAGAAUGAGUCGAAAGUGGAGAAGUGGAGGAGAGAAGCAGUGCUGUUAUCCACAAUGAAACAUCCAAAUAUUGUGGCAUUCCGUGAGGCGUUUGAAGCUGACGACCUCUUGUGCAUUGUGAUGGAAUACUGCAGCGGCGGAGACAUGCUGCAGAGAAUCCAGCAGCAGAAGACCAAGCACUUCUGUGUUGAUGACAUCUUAAAAUGGUUUGCUGAGAUGUGUGCAGGCGCCAAGCAUAUUCAUGAUAAGCGGGUUUUGCACCGAGACCUCAAGUCCAAGAACAUUUUCCUCACGGAUAAAGGCACAGUCAAGCUUGGAGACUUUGGCUCAGCAUGUGUUCUUAACAGCUCAAAGGCUUACGCUUGUACGUACGUCGGCACCCCCUAUUACGUUGCUCCGGAGAUCUGGGAAAACAAGCCAUACAACAAUAAGAGCGACGUGUGGUCUCUGGGCUGUGUGCUUUAUGAGCUGUGCACCCUGCGACACCCGUUCCAAGAGCCCAGCUGGAAGAGUCUGAUCCUCAAAGUGUGCCGGGGGGCGUACCCGCCGCUGCCCAAGCACCUGCCCUACGAGCUGCAGCUUUUGCUCAGGCAGAUGUUCAAGACGGAUCCCAAAGACCGGCCCUCCCUACGCACCAUUCUGACCUCCCACCGGGUCGCCAGGCUCCUGCGAGCACAUCUGUCCCCGCAGGCCAUACAAGUAGAGCAACGGGGGCGGUGCUCUGCUGGGAGGCCGGACACAGACGAGGGGAAGAAGGUGCUUCAACAUCUGGGAGAGAAGAUAGAAUACCCCACGGGAGUUGUUGAGACUCGCCAUGAAAAAGCGGCCCUCCCUCGAAGGCGUUGGGCCGCCGGGCCCUCGGAGACGGUGCUGCAAGUGUUUGCCAACGCCAGCCUCCAGUUGUCAGAUGAAGAGGAGAACGGGCGGCGGAAACAGUGGCGGCGAGAUCCCCCCGAGAGGCUGCUGAGUUUGUUGGAGAAAGCAGAGGUGAACCGAGCCUUCAGCACCUUUGUGGUCCACAGAGAAGGUGACAGUCCUCUGAUGGGUCCACUCUCCCGAGCUCAAGGUGACAGCACCGAUGGCCCAGAACAGGAAGUGCACAUGGACGACGACCGUCUGCAGCCACGCUCCGAUGACGAGGACACGGACUUUGAGGAAGACUCGCCAAGUGACUGGAUGGCUGCAGUGGAGGGAAUGUUGCCAGUGUGAAGCGUCAGCUGGUGUCGAGGAGGUCGCCGCUUCCUGUUUGGAUUUCAUUACGGGGCCUGUAGACGACAUUGUUUGUUUCACACCAGCGGAGGCAAAGCUAAAGUAGCCUCUGAUGUUAUUGUGGCCGUGACGGGAAAAACCACCAGGUGGAGUCAAGAGCUGUUUGGGGUAAAAAACAAACAAUCCCUUCAGACAAAAUGUUUAAAGCCAAAAAAUUCCAGCAAUUUUACAGGAAUAAAACCAAAACAUGA
Doryrhamphus excisus (bluestripe pipefish) is the source of this 1823-nucleotide messenger RNA. It is a transcript of the gene nek3, whose product is annotated as NIMA related kinase 3. Gene Ontology annotation, biological process: protein phosphorylation. Gene Ontology annotation, molecular function: protein kinase activity; ATP binding. Lineage: Eukaryota; Metazoa; Chordata; Actinopteri; Syngnathiformes; Syngnathidae. The record is from RefSeq and is a predicted model, not a curated record.